Colletotrichum orchidophilum is the source of this 288-nucleotide messenger RNA. RefSeq lists its product as uncharacterized. The coding region runs from base 1 to 288 and encodes 95 amino acids. The record is from RefSeq and is a predicted model, not a curated record. The transcript has a single exon. NCBI's taxonomy places the organism in Eukaryota, Fungi, Ascomycota, Sordariomycetes, Glomerellales, Glomerellaceae.
AUGAGGCUGCUACAUGGUCUCAAACAUGCCCCCUCCACUUCAUGCUUUGCAUCCAUCUCGCCGUCUCGGGGGUCGCCUGUCAAGCCGGUUCCUGACGUUGCUGCUGGCCAGGUUGGCAUCGAGAAGCUGAGGUGUCAGGACUCAGGACUCAGGAGCCUGGUUUAUGCAGUUCCAUGCGGGCCACAGCCACCUCACUCGGUACCUGUAGAGUGCAUCCGUAGGUGCUCUUUUAGAUUUGGAUCGCCUGUCCCGGUCGGUCGCAUGAACACUCCUUCUGCGCCCAAUUGA